Staurois parvus is the source of this 425-nucleotide messenger RNA. Lineage: Eukaryota; Metazoa; Chordata; Amphibia; Anura; Ranidae. The record is from the annotation of a GenBank genome assembly.
CGGCGUCUUCUGGGACCUGUCAUGUCCACAGUCUCCUUGUCAUCCCUUGUACUGUCUGCAGUCUUUGGUCAUCUCCUGUACUGUUGGCAGUCUCUGGUCAUCCCCUGUACUGUCUGCAGUCUCUGGUCAUCUCCUGUACUGCCUGCAGUUUCUGGUCAUCUCCUGUACUGUUGGCAGUCUCUGGUCAUCCCCUGUACUGCCUGCAGUCUCUGGUCAUCUACUGUACUGUCUGCAGUCCCUGGUUAUCCCCUGUACUGUGUCCGCAGUCUCUGGUCAUCUCCUGUACUGUGUCCGCAGUCUCUGGUCAUCUCCUGUACUGUGUCUGCAGUCUCUGGUCAUCUCCUGUACUAUGUCCGCAGUCCAUUGGUUCAGAAUAUUUUUUUUCUUGUUUUUCUCCUCUAAAAUGUAGGUGCGUCUUAUGGUCA